Neomonachus schauinslandi (Hawaiian monk seal) is the source of this 1941-nucleotide messenger RNA. RefSeq names its product asparagine synthetase (glutamine-hydrolyzing) (gene ASNS). The coding region runs from base 122 to 1807 and encodes 561 amino acids. Gene Ontology annotation, molecular function: asparagine synthase (glutamine-hydrolyzing) activity. Gene Ontology annotation, cellular component: cytosol. Lineage: Eukaryota; Metazoa; Chordata; Mammalia; Carnivora; Phocidae. The record is from RefSeq and is a predicted model, not a curated record. The transcript has 13 exons.
CCCGCCCGCAGUCUGCAGCCCCUACCUGGCAACUCCUCUCCGUUCCAUCCAUCUAAGCGCCGAAUUUCUUUCAUCACGUUUGAAUAAAUCACUUAAAGAAAACUCAUAGCUCCAUUGCACCAUGUGCGGGAUUUGGGCCCUCUUUGGUAGUGAUGACUGCCUUUCAGUGCAGUGUCUGAGUGCUAUGAAGAUUGCACACAGGGGUCCAGAUGCAUUUCGUUUUGAGAAUGUCAAUGGAUACACCAACUGCUGCUUUGGAUUUCAUCGGUUGGCAGUGGUUGACCAGCUGUUUGGAAUGCAGCCAAUUCGAGUAAAGAAAUAUCCUUAUUUGUGGCUCUGUUACAACGGUGAAAUCUACAACCACAAGAAGAUGCAACAACAUUUUGAAUUUGAAUACCAGACCAAAGUGGAUGGUGAGAUAAUCCUUCAUCUAUACGACAAAGGAGGAAUUGAGCAAACAGUUUGUAUGUUGGAUGGGGUAUUUGCAUUUAUUUUGCUGGAUACUGCCAAUAAGAAAGUGUUCCUGGGCAGAGAUACUUAUGGAGUCAGGCCUUUGUUUAAAGCCAUGACAGAAGAUGGAUUUUUGGCCGUGUGUUCAGAAGCUAAAGGUCUUGUUAACCUGAAGCACUCCACGACUCCUUUUUUAAAAGUGGAGCCAUUUCUCCCGGGACACUAUGAAGUUUUGGAUUUAAAGCCAAAUGGCAAAGUGGCCUCCGUGGAAAUGGUUAAAUAUCAUCACUGUAGAGAUGAGCCUCUGCAUGCCCUCUACGACAAUGUGGAGAAACUCUUCCCAGGUUUUGAGAUAGAAACUGUGAAGAACAACCUCCGGAUCCUUUUUGAUAAUGCCAUUAAGAAACGCUUGAUGACAGACAGAAGGAUUGGCUGCCUUUUAUCAGGGGGCUUAGAUUCCAGUUUGGUUGCUGCCACCCUGUUAAAGCAGCUAAAAGAGGCCCAUGUUCAGUACCCUCUCCAGACGUUUGCAAUUGGCAUGGAAGACAGUACUGAUUUACUAGCUGCUAGAAAGGUGGCAAAUCACAUUGGGAGUGAACACCAUGAAGUCCUCUUUAAUUCUGAGGAAGGCAUUCAGGUCCUGGAUGAAGUCAUAUUUUCCUUGGAAACUUACGAUAUUACAACAGUUCGUGCUUCAGUAGGUAUGUACUUAGUUUCCAAGUACAUUCGGAAGAACACAGACAGCGUGGUGAUCUUCUCCGGAGAAGGCUCAGAUGAGCUGACACAGGGUUACAUAUAUUUUCACAAGGCUCCUUCUCCUGAAAAAGCUGAGGAGGAGAGUGAGAGGCUUCUGAAGGAACUCUACCUGUUCGAUGUGCUCCGGGCAGAUCGCACCACUGCUGCCCACGGCCUUGAAUUGAGAGUCCCCUUCCUGGAUCAUCGAUUUUCUUCCUAUUACUUGUCUCUGCCCCCAGAUAUGAGAAUUCCCAAGAAUGGGAUAGAAAAACAUCUCCUGAGAGAGACCUUUGAGGACUCCAACCUGAUACCUAAAGACAUUCUCUGGCGGCCAAAAGAAGCCUUCAGUGAUGGAAUAACCUCGGUUAAGAAUUCCUGGUUUAGGAUUUUACAGGAAUAUAUUGAACAUCAGGUUGAUGACGCAAUGAUGGCAGUGGCGGCCCAAAAAUUUCCCUUCAACACUCCUAAAACUAAAGAGGGCUAUUACUACCGUCAAAUCUUUGAACGCCACUACCCGGGCCGGGCCGACUGGCUGACCCAUUACUGGAUGCCGAGGUGGAUCAACGCCACUGACCCUUCAGCCCGCACUCUGGCCCAUUACAAGGCCGCUGCCAAAGCCUAGGGCUGUCUGCGCAAGUCAGUGCAAGGAAACAUUCCUCUUGCAGAGAGCAGGGCCUGGGGGGCAGAAGGGGAGCGGUGAGCGUCAGCCACUCAGGCUCACUGGGCCUGAGAAAAAAUAAAAGUCUUAAAUCGGAA